Messenger RNA from Salmo salar (Atlantic salmon), 288 nucleotides. The record is from RefSeq and is a predicted model, not a curated record. NCBI's taxonomy places the organism in Eukaryota, Metazoa, Chordata, Actinopteri, Salmoniformes, Salmonidae.
UUGCCUCCAGAUGGUCACCCAUGAGAUAGGGCAAAUCUUUGGGGUGAAGCAAUGCCAGUGGCUGCAGUGUGUCAUGCAGGGCUCCAACCACCUGGAGGAGUCAGACACCCAGCCCCUGGACCCCUGCCUCUGCAAGGCCUUGCUGCGAUGGAUGGAAGAGGGAGUAGCUAGCCAUGGACACCUCACUGUCUCCCAGUCUGACUCUGAGCCCCAUUGUCCCAAACCCACCAUGGCCUUCCAGACCUCCAGACAGUGGCAGAUUUACCUCUAGAUUCUAGAAUGGUCACA